Plasmodium cynomolgi strain B is the source of this 5934-nucleotide messenger RNA. RefSeq lists its product as hypothetical. NCBI's taxonomy places the organism in Eukaryota, Apicomplexa, Aconoidasida, Haemosporida, Plasmodiidae. The annotation marks the transcript as partial. The record is from RefSeq and is a predicted model, not a curated record. The transcript has a single exon.
AUGAAAGACCUCAAUGGAAAGGUGAACCAAUUGAUGACAGGCCAAGUGGAUGGCCCAGGCACUGACCAAAUGAUCGAUUCCAGCAGGACCAAAGGCGCGGACACUACUGAGCUUUCAAAUGUGGGGGCCAAAAUUCAACUCUUUAAAACAAAGUCGAAUGAAGCUGCAUCAAAUUCGUAUGACAGCGCGAGUGAAGCCAAGGGUGGUAGGACAGAGAAGGCCAGUGAAAAUGACCCAUCCUCUCACGAAUUUGAGGACCCCUAUAGCGAACGUGGCCAAGUCAGUGGGACCAAGCCCCUGCCCGAGGGGGACGACCCAAUCGGCGGGGGGGGCCUAAUCCCCCGGGGCAACACUGACAGCGGGUGCAGCGGAGGAGCAGCAGGAGGAGCAGUAGCAGCAGGAGGAGCAGCAGCAGCAGGAGCAGGGAACCUUGCCCCAGCCAACUCCUCUUACGAAAGGGAUGACCCGAACGCAAGCGCGGAAAAUCUGAAGCACCAUUUCAUAUUCAACGAGAAGAACUUCUUCUAUGACAACUCCAAGUGCAUAUACACCUACAACGAUGUCCUGAGGAACAGGGACCUUUCAGACGAUCAAUAUCUAGAUGGGUUUAACUACAAAGACAUGAAGAAUGUCAGAAAUUACUGCUCAUACAUAUUAUGCGCCUUGAAGACUUUUUUCAAGACCAACCUACUAAUCCAACUCUUCUUCAAUUCUGGAGGAAACAUAUCCUUGGAACACUUAAAAUUUUUUAACGUCCUAAGUUCCUAUCCCCUCCCAAAGUUGGCCCUCUUCAACAAUGACAAUUUUUAUUACUUCUUCCUCCAUCUUAUUCAUUUAUUGUAUUACUUUAUCUACAUGGAAAAGUUAUACGAAGAAGGACUUUCAAGUGGGGGCCCAGCAACUAGCAAGCCCAAUUGUAUGAAUUUGGGCCAAGAAGACGAAAAAAGAGAAGGCACAGAGAAGGAGAGUGAGCGCAAACGAAAGGGGGUACAAUCAUCCACAAUUGAUACAUUAACAAAUAUGGAUAAAACACACGGACUGAGUAACUCUCAUGUGAGUAACAACACCAACGAAUGCAUUCUAGUCACCAUCAGAUACCUCCUCGGAAUUGUUUACAACUUAAUUUUUUAUGAUGAGUCUGGGCAUUAUGUGUACCACCUGGGCUACUCCAUAUAUGUGUGCCUUGAAGAAAUCAAAAACAUCACAGGGGAGGUGAAAAAGAACAAAGACUACUCCUUUGGUAAUCUGAAUAGUAAUUUUCCAAAUAGAAUUCUACUGAAAAAUUAUCUAAGUAAUGACAAGCUGUUUUAUAAUAACUACCUCUACUUGUAUGAUAACCUGAAGGGAUUGUACUCCGACCUCUAUCGCUAUGAGAAGAAGAAGUUCAACGAAAUGUCUCCGGGGAGGAAGAAGGAGCUCUACGAAGGUAGGCUCCUCAACGUGCUUAGUAACGCCACUGGGGGGGAAGCAGCGAAUCAGGUCGCUAACUCACAGCAGGCCGCUAACACACAGCAGGCCGCCAACGCAUGGGAGGCCGACCCGAGCGCCCCUGCGCAAAGCCUGGUCGACCAAAUCAAAGAACGCAUAAAGAAAAAGGAAAAAAUGUACCUGGACUUACCCCCCCUAAAGUCGACCUACACACCAAAUGUCACAAAAAUAAUCGAAAACUGCAAAGUAGAAAAGGACAGCAAGUACGUACUGAAAAAAUCAAAGGAGUUAAAUAAUUACAACUGCAAGCUGAACAACGACAUUUAUAUAAACAAUUCCUCGAAGAACUGCUCGCGCCUGGGUAGUGGCAGCAGCACAAAUCACCAAUACGUAGAAUUGUUAGAAGAACUGGAUGAUACCCCCCAAGAGAGUUACCCCCCAAAUAGGAAGAUAGACACCACCACGUAUCCUUUUCUACCUCUGAACCUACUCUACUACUACAUGAAUUUGUGCCCCAAUGUAAAUUUCUUUUCCAAGUUGUAUGAUGAAAAUGGGCUUAGACCGAAGGGCACACUGGAGGGGGAAGAAGAUCAGAAGUACUUGAUGCAAGAAGAGGGGGACUUUUUUUACCUUAACAGGCAAGGUGUUUUUCAUAGCGACGAAGUGCACCACAGUAAUUAUAUAUUCGUGAAAAAUGACAAAAUUGAUGAGACGAACAAGCCGAUACGGGGCGAGAGCGCCAAGGAGAGGAAAAAACACAACCACAGCAGUGGUAAGUACAGCGGUAACAGCGGUAACAGCGGUAAUAGCGGCAACAGCGGUAACAACGGUAACAGCGGUAACAGCGGAGGCAACGACAACAGCAACCUGCUCAGUGGUGGCGGCCAGCUGGAAGACGGGCCCUUCUUGGCCAACGCCAAUUACGUAAGCAAGCACGAACACGGGAAUUUUAAAAACAUAGGAACGAUACUCUACCAGGAAAAUAACCUCGAGUUCAUAAUCAAAUUGAUAACCAAGUGUAUCUUCUACCUAAAUGGAAACACAUUCAAACUAGCUCUCCUCAAUUUUAACAAAAUGAGCGGAAGAGUCCUUUACAAAAUAUUAAAAAAUCGACGAAGAACUCUCUUUCUCGUAAAGUCAAUUCUGAAUAUCCUUUUAAAUUUUUUCUACAACUUAACGAGUAAUGCUAAUUCUAUUUCGUUAAAGUCGUAUAGAAAUAGCGAGUUGUUUUAUUCUCUCCUUUUUCUGCUGAACAAGUUAUUGAGCUUUACCGACUGGUUGGGAUCCAACAACACAUCGGAAUGCAAUCAUCAUUCGUCUGUUUUCCUCCUAAGAUAUAACAUCAUUUAUUUGCUUCGCAUUUUUUACUUAUGGUUUAAUAAAACAAGUGAUAAUCAGUCUUUCCUUUUUCGAUGCGUUUUGAAGUAUACAAGAGUUCUCCCUUCCUUUAGUACAUCUGGUUUGCUCCUCAUUCUGACUUUUUUUGAUUUAAAAAAUAUUUUUCCAAAUUAUAUUUACUCCUUUUUCCUUGCCAAGAAUUUAAAGGGAAUUUGCUUCGACUCUGAGAAGGCUAGUGCAUCUUUGGAGGAACUCGCCAAGGAGCAGCAGAGUCAAAUGCAACAGAGGGGAGACCCGCUGGGGGAGGACAUGCAGAUGGAAGACUCGGAGUGGGAGGAAGUAACCGAGGUAGGAGAAUCAGAGGAGGAAUGCGAAGAUGACGAGGUCGAUAAAACGAAACAGGAGUACGAAGUUGACGUGGUGGGAGAAGCUGACACAGCAGAAGAAGAAAAACCCACAAGGGGAAGCAAACAAACGAAAAGUAAACGAACCGCAAACAAGGCUAGAGGCAGAAAGGGAAAGAAAAACAAAAAUGACGGACAUGCAACGGAGGUGCCCAGCCAAAUUGAUGGGGAACCCAACCCAGAAGGGGACUCACCUAAAGGGGACUCACCUAAAGGGGACGCACCCAAGGGGGACUCAUCCAAAGGGGACGCAUCCAAGGGGAACCCACCAAAUGGUGAUAGCCCCAAUGAAGAGGCGCAAGACCAUGUGGCAAAUGAGGAAGAAGCCUACUCGGAAGGUCUGCAACCAAGCAGGUGCCCUCAAACAGGGGGAGAGAAAAACGAGCACGAUGAAAACCAGGACGAGUUCCCGAGCCUUGCAAAAGAUUGCACCUCUCCGUAUGACAAAUGGGCGGUGUGCAGGAAGAACCGAAAAACGUUCGAUCGUUAUGCGCUUGAGCUGGACCGCCCCUGUGAUACCUUCUUAAGCGACGUGGAGGAAGACACAAAGAAGGAAGAACAGGAUGAAGUGGCCAACCACAACGGAGAACCGAAUCAUCACAACGGAGAACCGAAUCACCACAACGCAGACCCCCUCCAUGAGAACAGCCUAAGCAGAGUUAACCCCACAGGUGAGUCAACCUAUCGUGAGGAAUUCAACACGGAAGGAAAUGAAACCUCAAAUGAAAACCCACACACAAAAUUAAGCGAAGAAUUGUACAUAGAAAACAUGGGUAAUCCAAACGCUCAAGACAAUCAAGGCAAGAACUUAGAAAGGGUCGUUAUGUACUGCAAGCUAGAUGACGCAUUUCAAGAAAAUGAAGACAAAACGCUAUACCUUUGUUGCGACAUAAAUGUGAUGAAGCGAAUUUUAAAUGAAAAUCUGUGCGAGCAAUUCCGAGUUCUCAAUUUAGCUCACUCGACGGAUGAACAUGAAGAAGUGAUAGAGGCCGAUAGAAAAAACAACCAACAGAUGUAUCGUCACCAUAACAGGUCAUUAAUAGGAAACUUGGCACUCAACCUUAGCGAUGUAGAUGAUGAAACUAGUAAAGAAAAUAAUAACAAUAAGGAGGAGGGUUCGAAUAGCCCCAAUAAUUUUAACAUACUCAAUGAUGAUAGCUUGGCGAAGAAUUAUAUUGGGAAUAACUACAAGGGAAUCUCCUUCCUAUCGACACGAAAACUCCUUUGCAGGAAAGGGAUGAAACAGUUAUCACGUCCGUGCAGUGGCAAAGAUGCAAGCCUUGUCGGAGGGGGGGGCAUAUCAUUUUUGUCUUCAGAAUUUAAAGACCAGUACAGUGAGGAGGAUGACCAGUGCCUUCAAAACAGUUUCGCCUUCAAUAAUUUUAAAUACGCGGGGGGAGGGAUAAUCAGCGAAGAGGGACCCAAUAGUGUCGAUCCUGGUGCUGCCAACGAUGACGACUUCUAUCGCGCAAGUUGCGACAGAACAGAUGAGAAGUCGAGUAAGCAGCCCCUUUGGGGAGGGGACUACUCCCCACAGCUGGGGUUGGAUGCGAAGGGGAAAAAACCCACCGGUGUGUUAUCGCCAAACCGAACCGCCUCCAUCCGCGUGACAUGCCCGUAUGCAAUUAAAAAUUUUGUAAACCAAAGUGAAGAAAAUUGUGCGGAACAUAUCCUAAAAAAGAUCAGGCGAAAUGAGCACCUCGUAGAGCAGCAUAUCAACCUGAGCAGGUUAAGCCAAGUGGAGAGGGAAAAAAUAUAUCUAAUAAAAAGGGAAUUGAAAAUAAGAGAGUACACCAAUUUGGAAGAUCUGUGUGAUUACAUCAACUUCAUUGUAAGAAUAAGUAAAACGAAUAACGUAAUUGGUCGCGCUUUGAGCACGUACUGUUGUGUUCUGCUUCUUAAUCACAGAAUCCCGAUUUUUUCAAUCCUCUUUACUCACAUAUAUAGCAUUAUGAACCAGUUAAAGAAGAUAAACAUGUAUAACACGAAUAGUAACGAUGACGAGACAAGCAUAUGCAUGAACAAAAUAAACUUCUACUCAUUCUAUUCCUACAACAGUACCCAAUUGAGUAACAUUUUUUAUACUUUCAAUAAGGAGAUCUACCUACUGAAGGAGCUAUCCAACUUUUUUUCCUUCCUCUUGGAAAUUUUUCACAUGUGUUUUUUUAACAGCUAUAAAAAUAAUUACAAUAGAUUAAUAAGACUAAUUUAUUUACCAUCGAAGAAGCUGCUUGAUAUCCUAUACGACUUGAUUCGCAACUUGAAUGAUAUUUUUCCUCAGGAGCUCAUUCGCUAUGUGGUCAAACUAUCCGCCACGAUUUUCCGAGGCUACGCUUAUGUGCUCUUCGUGUUCUUUAACAAGCACGCCAUUUUACACAGUCAAAACAACCCCCUCGUGGUAACCUCUCCAUGUGAAAGACCAAAUGGAUGCCCACAAUUGCAGCAACAGGAGGAGUGCCUCUUCAUACAAAAGAACCGCAACCCCGCAGAGCAGUUCACCUCGUGUCGAGACGAACAAAAGGAGAAUGGCACCAGAAGUACCAACGGAGACUAUUCCUUCCUCAACCAAAAAGUCCUCGUUUCGUGUCCUAACUACGUAAAGUAUAUCAAAUUUUUUGUGCAAUACUAUGCCGAAUUAAUAAACACGAAAAAUGUGAUCGAUGAUGAGAACAAAAAGAAAGUACUCUACAAAUAUUCUCAUUACGUGGAUCUCAAAACGGUACAUCUGUGUUUGAUAAAUAUUUACGAAAUUGUGAAGAACCGG